AUGGGGGCCUUAGUUGAAAGAAGAGGGGAGGCUGGUCAAAAGGCGUGUUGGGCGUAUGCGGUGGUGGCGAGCAUAGAAGCAGCAUACGGCAUCGCAACGAAUCAAGAGGCGCCGCAGCUGUCAGUGGAGUCGCUCUUUGCAGCCAUGGGGCUCAGCAAAGGGGACAAGUGCACCACUGGGGCCUCCCCCACAGACGCCUUUGAGAAACUUCUUACUCUGCCAAAAGGGGGACUCACCUUGGACGGCAAUCCGGGGAAGAAGUAUCCCAUCCAGGGAUUCGAGCGCGCAUCAUUCAAGGGGUAUGUGGGGCUCAUGCUGGCAGUGCAGCGGCAGCCAGAGGUGGUUCACAUCGAAGCUUCUGCCGACACGUUCGCUUCGGAUGACGGGCCGAACCAUCGACGACUUCCCCACCUGCGACCCAGGUUCAGACAAAAUGCUGCUCCCUCCCUCGCCUGCCACUCAGUUAAUGCCAGCGCCACCACCAUGACAGUCGACGGAGACAAUUGGUCAUGCAGCAAUGUGCAUCCUGUGCUAGGCGUCACACUUGCGCAGAUCAAGAGCAGCAACACAGUAAGCAGAGGGGGGAAGCAGGCAUGGGUCGUACCUUUGCCUAGAGGAACGGUGCUUCAAAUCGCAGGCACUCCCUCCAUCCCCUGCACUGCGUUCUUCUACACCCUCAAUGGCGACACGUGUCAGUCCAUUGCCUCCUCCAUUGGUCGCACAAAGAGCGACCUCAUGGCGCUCAACCCGGGCAUCUCGUGCACCCAGACCAUAAAGCCCGGCCGCUCCCUCUGUGUGGAGCACAACGCCACAUACGCCUACACGGCCCCCAAGUGUGUCAAGGCUGAGCUCUACCGCAACAACCCCGGCCUCGUCUGCUCCAACACCAUCCCUGGCUCUGCCUCUGCUGUUGGCAGCAACGGUGGCGUUCAGGUGUGCCUCAGGGCGGAGUACUGGUCGUUUGAGCUUGGAAGUGAGUCACGCGCCCCUGCUGCCCUGCGCGUCGCGCACCCCCGCUGCCACGUGCGUCACACGCCCCCGCUGCCCCGCGCGUCACGCGCCUCCCGCUGCCCCGUGCGUCACGCGCCCCCCGCUGCCACGUGCGUCACGCGCCCCUGCUGCCCCGCGUCACGCCACUGCCCUGUCGCGCGACCCCGCGCUGUCCAGCACGCCCUGAUGUGCCGCGAGACGCCGCGCGCCCUGCUCUGCCCCGCGCGCUGCCCGAACUGCCCCGUGCGCCCUGCUCUGCUGCUCGAUGCCGCGCGCCCUGCCCUGCCAUGCGCGCUGCCCGUGCUGCCCCGCGCCCUUGCUCUGCUGCGCGACGCCGCGCGGCCUGCUCUGCGACGCGUGCUUCACGCGCUGCCCCAUGCGCCCUGCUCAGCUGCGCGCCCUGCUCUACCCGCGCGCCCUGCCCUGCCCGUGCGCCCUGCCUGCCUCACGGGCCCUGCCCCGCCCUGCUAG
Molecule: messenger RNA, 1461 nt
Organism: Closterium sp. Naga37s-1
Lineage: Eukaryota; Viridiplantae; Streptophyta; Zygnematophyceae; Desmidiales; Closteriaceae
Source: the annotation of a GenBank genome assembly